Anguilla anguilla (European eel) is the source of this 13815-nucleotide messenger RNA. RefSeq names its product voltage-dependent P/Q-type calcium channel subunit alpha-1A-like. Gene Ontology annotation, molecular function: high voltage-gated calcium channel activity. The record is from RefSeq and is a predicted model, not a curated record. Gene Ontology annotation, cellular component: neuronal cell body; voltage-gated calcium channel complex; membrane. The transcript has 50 exons. Lineage: Eukaryota; Metazoa; Chordata; Actinopteri; Anguilliformes; Anguillidae. Gene Ontology annotation, biological process: chemical synaptic transmission; calcium ion import across plasma membrane. The coding region runs from base 1496 to 8881 and encodes 2461 amino acids.
GGGGAAGGACUGGGCUUGGUUUGACGGUGUUGGCUCCUGGCGGAAGGAGAGCGCCGUGAGCCCCUUGUAGGAGUUGGAAAGGCAGAACGCGGGUAAGCGAAUCAGUGGGGGUGGUGUGCGUCAUGUGCUGUGCUGCAAGGGCUGGCCAGAGAUUUGGGGACGGCGCUCCAGCAGCGUUAAAUUGAUCAGAUGCUCAUUAUAGCUGAACCUGCCAGCCGAUCGGAGGCUCUCGCGCUCUCUCACUUUCCUGUUUUGUUUCACGGGCUGAUUUCCAAAGCGAAGCGCCCCCUCCCCCUCCCCCCCUCCCCCAGGGGCGCUGGACUGCACUCCGCAAGGCCAGGUAAAGGGAAGCGGGUACGGCUGGACAGGACAGCGGGCUUCGCGAGCGAGGGACUCUGCGGGGCGGGGAUGGUUUGCGGCACCUCUACUGCGCCUAGCCUGGUGGCUGAGAACACGAGAAGCUGUGAAAGAUUCAAGUCGUUUCUGCCGUCCGCUCAGGAUUAAUGAUGCUUCGAUCCGUGUUCGUAUAUCCCCUCGUCGGAUUUUAUCACACCUGGAUUUUUCUUCUAACGCUGGAGUGCAGAUGAUGAUUGUGGCAAUAAGGAGGUCAUCGUAUUUUUUUGAAAAUAAAUCAGAUUUACACAUCCAUGUACAAUGAUAUACAUACGCCCAUAUUGAAAAACCGACGAUUUUUAAAGGAGCAAAAGAUCAAACGUAAUCAACGAACAUCAACAAAUGUCACAGAAAUUCUUACGUCGGAAAGCCUGGCUGUCUGAGUUUGUGUAUAAAACAAAUGUGUGGCGGCGGACGGCGGCAUAUAGCAGUACUGUAUCAAACAUUGCGGAUGCUACAAAAUAAAUAAAUAAACAUUUGCCUUUUAUAAAUCUUAAAAAAUGAGAGCCAGUGGAAACACGGACAACAUGCCCAGCUGAAAAAAACGCAAUCGAUUUUUUCCCAUUUCCUUUAUUUUGAUUAUUUUAUUUAUUUGAUCAACGGCAUCAUUGUUGCAAGUUAUGUAGUUACGAUGAUUAUUAUUUGAACCAUCGCAAAGCGUAAGUGGAGCCCGACCUCGCUAAUUAAGAGGAAUUCAUUUUUUGGAAAUAUGAAGGUGGAACGCCUUUUGAACAGAUAAAUCGCUUAUAUUAAUUUAUUUUUGGAAUAUGUUUAUGUUGUGGUUUUGUUUUUGGCAUAAAAUCUGACGAAGGACUGUUUUACACUAUCCGUCGGAAGACCGACCGGCCAGCCAGCCAGCCGAGAACACGCUUCAUUUUUCACACCGAUACUUUUCAAUUUAUAUAAAUACACAGCGGUGUACUCAAUGGGCGUCAGUCGUUCUUUCUUUUUUUACAAAACGACUUCGCUAUGACGAUAUAGAAGAAUAAAACAGUUGUAUGCUUAUUAAGUCCUGAGGCAGAUGGGGUGUAAUGUGGUGUGGUUGUACUGAGAAUUCGCCUCCUGCUCUGCUUCGUAACGACUGGCGUUUGGUGUCUGUAGAAUGGCGCGGUUUGGAGACGAGGUACCGUCCAGGUAUGGCGGGGGGCCCGGCCCGGGGGGCCCCGGUCGCGGCGGCAGCAGGCAGGGUGGCCCGCCGGGAGCCCAGAGGAUGUACAAGCAGUCGAUGGCCCAGCGAGCCAGAACCAUGGCCUUGUACAACCCCAUACCGGUGCGGCAGAACUGCUUAACAGUCAACCGGUCCUUGUUCAUCUUCAGCGAGGACAACUUCGUGAGAAAAUACGCCAAAAAGAUCACCGAAUGGCCUCCUUUUGAAUACAUGAUCCUGGCCACCAUCAUCGCUAACUGCAUCGUGCUGGCCCUGGAACAGCACCUGCCGGAUGGGGACAAGACACCCAUGUCUGAGCGACUGGAUGACACAGAGCCCUACUUCAUUGGCAUCUUCUGCUUUGAGUCGGGCAUCAAGAUCCUGGCACUGGGCUUCGCCUUCCACAAGGGCUCCUACCUGCGCAACGGCUGGAACGUCAUGGACUUCGUGGUGGUACUGACCGGGAUCUUGUCCACGGUGGGCUCGGAUUUUGACCUGCGCACGCUACGUGCCGUCCGAGUGUUGAGACCCCUCAAACUGGUGUCGGGAAUUCCCAGCCUGCAGGUGGUGCUGAAGUCCAUCAUGAAGGCCAUGAUCCCACUGCUGCAGAUUGGCCUGCUCCUUUUUUUUGCCAUCCUCAUGUUUGCCAUCAUCGGCCUGGAGUUCUACAUGGGCAAGUUCCACACCACCUGCUUCAAUAUUAUCACCAUGGAGAUCGAGGAGGAGUUCCCGUGCGGGAAGGAGGCUCCCUCGCGGCUCUGCCCCAACGGGACAGUGUGUCAGGGAUACUGGCUCGGUCCAAACUACGGCAUCACGCAGUUCGACAACAUCCUGUUCGCCGUGCUCACUGUCUUUCAGUGCAUCACCAUGGAGGGCUGGACCGACCUGCUCUACUAUAGCAACGAUGCCUCAGGGAGCGCCUGGAAUUGGAUGUACUUCAUCCCCCUCAUCAUCAUCGGAUCCUUUUUUAUGCUGAAUCUGGUGCUGGGUGUGCUGUCCGGUGAAUUUGCCAAAGAGAGGGAGCGUGUUGAGAACAGAAGCGAGUUCCUCAAGCUGAGGCGGCAGCAGCAGAUAGAGCGGGAGCUGAACGGAUACCUGGAGUGGAUCUGCAAAGCAGAAGAGGUCAUCCUCGCUGACGAGGACCAUGACGGGGACGACCGGAUGCCCUUCGACGGAUCACGGCGGAGGCCGACCAUAAAGAAGAGCAAGACUGACCUGCUGAACCCGGAGGAGGGAGAGGGGGACAUGGGCGUGGGCUCGCCCUUCGCUCGCUCCAGCAUUAAGAGUGCCAAACUGGAGGGCUCCUCCUUCCACAAGAAGGAGCGGCGGCUGCGCUUCUUCGUCCGCCACGUGGUGAAGACGCAGGCCUUCUACUGGACCGUGCUGUGCCUGGUGGGCCUCAACACGCUGUGCGUGGCCGUCGUGCACUACGACCAGCCCGAGCUGCUGUCCGACUUCCUCUACUUUGCGGAGUUCAUAUUCCUGGGAAUCUUCUUGUCGGAGAUGUUCAUAAAGAUGUAUGGACUGGGGUACCGGCCUUACUUUCACUCCUCCUUCAACUGCUUUGACUGCAUUGUCAUUGUGGGAAGCAUAUUCGAGGUGAUCUGGGCCGUGAUCCAGCCAGGAACCUCCUUUGGCAUCAGUGUCUUACGAGCUCUCAGGUUAUUGAGGAUCUUCAAAGUGACCAAGUACUGGGCGUCCCUGCGCAACCUGGUGGUGUCCCUGCUGAACUCCAUGAAGUCCAUCAUCAGCUUGCUCUUCCUCCUCUUCCUCUUCAUCGUGGUCUUCGCUCUGCUGGGCAUGCAGCUCUUCGGGGGACAAUUUAACUUUGAAUCAGGCACACCCCCAACAAAUUUUGAUACGUUUCCUGCAGCAAUAAUGACCGUGUUUCAGAUCCUUACAGGUGAGGACUGGAACAUGGUGAUGUACGACGGCAUCGAGUCUCAGGGCGGAGUCAACAAAGGCAUGGUCUUCUCCAUCUUCUUCAUCGUCCUCACACUCUUCGGGAACUACACCCUGCUCAAUGUGUUCUUGGCUAUCGCUGUGGACAAUCUGGCCAAUGCACAGGAGCUGACUAAGGAUGAACAAGAGGAGGAGGAGGCUGCAAGUCAAAAGAUCGCCCUGCAGAAAGCCAAGGAGGUGGCAGAGGUCAGCCCCCUGUCUGCAGCCAACCUAUCCAUCGCAGCAGAGACAGUUAACACUGAGCGUCUGCACACUACAGAGCCCUUGCUGGACUGUAAGGAGCAGCAGAAGAAUCAUAAGUCCUCUAAGUCGGUGUGGGAGCAGCGCACCCAUGAGCUGCGUAAGCAGACCCUGAUGACCAGCAGGGAGGCGCUGUACAACGAGCUGGACCCCGAGGACCGCUGGAAGGUGUCCUACUCCCGCCACAUUCGGCCGGACAUGAAGACGCACCUGGACCGGCCGCUGGUGGUGGACCCCCAGGAGAACCGCAACAACAACACCAACAAGACGCGGCCCAGCGAGGGGGCGGAGCCGGACCAGCGGCUGAGCCAGCAGCGGGCCGAGGAGUUCCUGCGCAAGCAGGCGCGCUUCAACGAGCGGGGCGGGGGCGGCGGCGGGGGCGGCUCGGGCCGGUCCUUCGAGAGGGCCGACUCCGCCGAGUCGCGCUGCGGGCGCAAGGACCACGAGCCGGGCCAGCGCGGGCCCAACCACCACUCCCACCCCCACCUGGACCGCGCCGAGGACUGCGGCCGCGACCCGCACCGCCGCCACCAGCACCGGCCGCCCGCCGGCCGGCCCAAAGACGGCCGCAGCUCGUCCCCCCGCGGCGAGGGCGGGGCCCCGGAGCACCGCCGCCCCCGCCAGCAUCGCAGACCCCCCGAGGACGAGGACGGGGGCGGAGGGGGCGGGGGCAGGGGCGGGGGCCGCGGCGGACGCCACAGGGGCCCGGGAGGAGAGGGGAGCCGGAGCAGGGGGACGGACGGGGACGGCGAGCACACGGACGGCGGGGAACGGAGACAGAGGCGCCAUCGCCAUGGCGCCCAGUCCACCUAUGAGAACGACGGCAAGAGGGACAGAGACAGGGACAGAGUCCGACAGCACAGAGUUAGGAAGGAGGGUCAGGGUAACGGCCCCACCCUGUCCACCACCCGGCCCAUCCAGCAGAAUCUGCCGCGGCAGGACAGCCAGUACAGCGAGGACAUGGACAACGUCAUGAACAGCAAGCUGGCCACGCAGCCCCCGGCGACACGCAACCACGCCCCCAACCCCCACGCCCUGUCCAACCACAGCCUGUCCAGCCUGCCCAGCCCCACCAACAACAGCACCACCACCCAGAACGCCGUCAACGCCCCCGUCAGCAACCCCCAGCCCGGCGGGGGCGACCCCGGAAAAACCCCCGAAAACAGCCUGAUCCUCACCAACCCCGCCUCCACACCCAUCAACCCGGGCAAGACCGGCACCAAGAAGCCAGAGCACACCGCAGUGGACAUGCCGCCUGUGUUCCCCUCCAACAACGCCAUUCUGCAAGUGAAUAAAAAUGCUAACACGGAGCCCCUGCCCAAGAAGGAUGAGGAGAAGAAGGAGGACGACGACGACGACAAAGGGGACGAGAACGGCCCCAAACCCAUGCCCCCCUACAGCUCCAUGUUCAUCCUGUCCACCACCAACCCGUUCCGGAGGCUGUGCCACUACAUUGUGACGCUGCGCUACUUUGAGAUGUGCAUCCUGCUGGUCAUCGCCAUGAGCAGCAUCGCGCUGGCCGCAGAGGACCCGGUCCAGCCCGACUCCCCCCGAAACAACGUGCUGCGCUACUUUGACUACGUCUUCACCGGAGUGUUCACGUUCGAGAUGUUGAUCAAGAUGGUGGACCUGGGCCUGGUGCUGCACCAGGGCUCUUAUUUCCGAGACCUGUGGAACAUCCUGGACUUUAUAGUGGUUAGUGGUGCCCUGGUGGCCUUCGCCUUCACGAGCAGCGCCCGGGGGAGUAGUAAGGGGAAGGACAUCAGCACCAUCAAGUCUCUGAGGGUUCUGAGAGUGCUGCGUCCACUGAAGACCAUCAAGCGUCUGCCUAAGCUGAAGGCUGUGUUCGACUGUGUGGUGAACUCUCUGAAGAAUGUUCUGAACAUCCUGAUUGUCUACAUGCUCUUCAUGUUCAUCUUCGCUGUGGUGGCUGUGCAGCUGUUCAAGGGGCGCUUUUUCUACUGCACCGACGAGUCCAAGGAGUUUGAGCGCGACUGCAGGGGCGAGUAUCUGGUGUACGAACGUGACAAUGAGGUGAAGGCUCAGAAGCGGGAGUGGAAGAAGUACGAUUUCCACUACGACAACGUGCUUUGGGCCCUGCUCACCCUCUUCACCGUGUCUACUGGAGAGGGGUGGCCGCAGGUGCUGAAACAUUCAGUGGAUGCGACCUAUGAGAAUCAGGGCCCGAGCCCGGGGUACCGGAUGGAGAUGUCCAUCUUCUACGUGGUGUACUUCGUGGUCUUCCCCUUCUUCUUCGUCAACAUCUUCGUGGCUCUCAUCAUCAUCACCUUCCAGGAACAGGGCGACAAGAUGAUGGAGGACUACAGUCUGGAAAAGAACGAGAGAGCCUGCAUAGACUUUGCCAUCAACGCCAAACCUCUGACACGUCACAUGCCGCAGAACCGACUGAGCUUCCAGUAUCGCAUGUGGGAGUUUGUGGUGUCACCGCCCUUUGAGUACACCAUCAUGGCCAUGAUCGCGCUCAACACCAUCGUGCUCAUGAUGAAGUACAAUGGAGCCUCGCCCGCCUAUGAAAACGUGCUGAAGGACCUAAACAUUGUGUUCACCUCACUGUUCUCCAUGGAGUGUGUGCUGAAGAUCAUCGCGUUCGGAGUCCUGAAUUAUUUCAAGGAUGCGUGGAAUAUUUUUGAUUGUGUGACCGUCCUUGGGAGCAUCACUGAUAUUUUAGUCACUGAAUUAGGGAACAACUUCAUAAACCUCAGUUUCCUGCGGCUCUUCAGGGCUGCUAGGCUCAUUAAGCUGCUCAGGCAGGGCGAGACCAUCCGCAUCCUGCUCUGGACCUUCGUCCAGUCCUUCAAGGCGCUGCCGUACGUCUGCCUGCUCAUCGCCAUGCUCUUCUUCAUCUACGCCAUCAUCGGCAUGCAGCUCUUUGGCAAUAUAGGAAUUGAGGAGGAGGAAGGAGACAGUGCCAUCAACCAGCACAACAACUUCAGGACCUUCUUCCAGGCCCUCAUGCUGCUCUUCAGGAGCGCGACGGGAGAGGCGUGGCAUGACAUAAUGCUGUCGUGUCUGGGAGGAAAGGACUGUGACCCUCGGUCUGGUAUCAAGGAGCCAGAGUGUGGCAGCGAGUUCGCGUACCUGUACUUCGUCUCCUUCAUCUUCCUCUGCUCCUUCCUGAUGUUGAACCUAUUUGUAGCUGUCAUCAUGGACAACUUUGAGUAUUUGACGCGAGACUCUUCCAUACUGGGGCCUCACCACCUGGACGAGUAUGUCCGAAUUUGGGCGGAGUACGACCCUGCUGCCUGUGGCAGGAUCAGUCACACUGAUAUGAGUGAGAUGCUCAGACACAUGUCACCGCCGUUAGGACUGGGGAAGAAAUGCCCAGCACGGGUUGCCUACAAGAGGCUGUUGCGGAUGGAUCUGCCGGUUGCGGAGGACAACUCUGUCCACUUUAACUCCACCCUCAUGGCCUUAAUCCGCACGGCGUUGGACAUCAAGAUCGCCAAGGGUACGGAAGGGGGUGUGGACAAGCAUCAGAUGGACUCUGAGCUUCGGAAGGAGAUGAUGGCGAUCUGGCCCAAUCUCUCCCAGAAGACCCUGGACCUGCUGGUUACUCCCCACAAGUCAGCGACAGACCUGACGGUGGGGAAGAUCUACGCCGCCAUGAUGAUCAUGGAGUAUUACCGGCAGAGCAAAGCCAAACGGACUCAGGCUCUCCGAGAGGAGCAGAAUCGAACGCCAUUAAUGUUUCAGCGCCUGGAGCCCCCGUCCCCAACCCAGGAUGGUGGGCAGGGAGUCAACAGCCUCCCGGAGCCUCAGCCAGAGACCGUCAACAGCCUGGCCCUGGAAGGAGGGAUGACGGAGAGCCAGUCCUGGGUGACGGCGCGGGCGCAGGAGAUGUCCCAGAAAGCAGGGAGCUGGAGUCCCGAGGGACAGCAUCCGGAUGACCUGCACGACAACCGGCACAACCCACAGACGGUAGAGAUGAGAGAGAUGGGGCAGGACGGUUACGUCGACACUGAUCACUAUCUCCCAAUGGAAGGGCACGGGAGGGCCGCCUCCAUGCCCCGGCUCCCAGCUGACAACCAACGGAGGAAGGGAAGGCCACGCGGGAAUAAUCUCAGUACCAUCACGGACAGCAGUCCCAUGAAGCGCUCGGCCUCCUCCCUGGGUCACGGGCGCUCGGGGAAGGGGGGCCGGCUGGACGACUACGGCCCCGAGGAGGGCCAGCGGCACGGGCACCGGCGCCGGGAGCGCAGCCACCGCGCCUCCGAGCGCUCCCUGAGCCGCUACACCGACGCGGACACAGGGCUCGGCACAGACCUCAGCACCACCACGCAAUCGGGUGACCUGCCGCCCAAGGAGAAGGACCGCGAGCGCGACCGGGAGAGGGACCGGGAGCGCGGGCGACCCAAGGACCGGAAGCACCACCACCAUCACCACCACCACCACGGCUCCAUGGACAAGGAGCGCUACGGGCCCGACCGCGGCGAGUACGGCCACCGGCCCGCCCGCGACAGAGACCGCCGCUGGUCCCGCUCCCCCAGUGAAGGCCGAGAGUGCCUGACACACAGACAGGGCAGUAGUUCGGUGAGUGGGAGCCCCGUCCCCUCGACCUCCGGCACCAGCACCCCCCGGCGCGGCCGCCGGCAGCUGCCCCAGACCCCCGCCACCCCCCGACCCCACGUCACCUACUCCCCCGUGGUCCGUAAGGCCAUCAACACCCCGCCCGGGCAGCACAGCCGCCACCCCACCCCCACCCCCCGCCGGUUCUCCCCCCCGGGCCCCUCCUCGGCCCACGGCUCCCCGCGCUCGUCCCGGCCCGGCCGCUGGGCGCCCCCGCAGGACAGCGUGGAGGGCGACGGCUGCUUCUACGACCAGGACUACGAGUACGAGCGCCACCAGCCCCCCGCCUACGAGCCGGGCCCCGCGCAGGCCAACCCCCACCCGCACGCCCACCCGCACCCGCACCCCCACCCCCGCUCGCCCAGGACUUCCCGCCACGCGCCCCCGGUCCAGCCGCCCCCCCGCCGACUGCCCAACGGCUACCGCUCGUCCUCACCCUCCCCGCACCACCACGGCCCCCACCCAGGGACCCACAAGCCCCCGCACGCUCGAGGACCCAGAAAGGGGCUGCAUGAACCCUACAGCGAGACCGACGAGGAUGACUGGUGCUAGCCUCCGGGGACCGGGGGGGUCCGGAGAUGGAGGGGUGGGGAAGGGGGGGUGGGGGGGGGAGACGCAGGACGGCUACGCUGUUCUUUUCCCUCACAGAGACGCUGACUGGGAGGGGAGAGCAGGAGGGACGCUACAUUGGCGUGGGCAUACGCGUGUGUGCGUGUGUGUGUGCGUGCAUGUGCGUGUGUGUGUGUGCCGGUGUGUGCGCACACGCCUCACGCAGCCCAGUCAAACAGGAGGAAGUCCUGUGCCCCACCGACUGAAGACGGGGGAGCUGGAGUCAAGGCAUGUUUCUUUCUUUUCCGUUCACUUUUUUUCCCCAUUUCUACUGCUGCUCAGUCUAUCCUGCGGGGAGAGGAAGGGACAGGGGUGGAAGUGGGGCUGUGUCAGCAGAAGACGGGGGGGGUGGGGGGGGGGGAGGGCGGGGUCAGGGGCCUGCAUCGUGAUCACACAGGAAAGUUUGGGGUUCACGUGGUGAAAAAAAUUUCAAAGGCCUAUUAACCAAUGGAAGCACAUCGAUAGAACUAAGCUCAUCCCCCUUCAGAGGAAAAAAAAAAUGAGUUUUACAAUGGAAAUCAAGAUACGGGACCUUCUCCACAAAUCAGCUUCUGCCCCCGGAAACAAGUCACAGCAAAGAAAAAACCAACAACAAAACAAAACACAGAAACUCAUUUAAAAAAAAGGGAGAAUGACCACUUCUGCUUUUCAGGACUGACUGGAGCUCCAUCUAUUGCAAAAACCAACCCCAGUGUUGGGUAAUAUUGAUGAGUUUUAUCAUCUGUGUUUACUGUUAAUAAUUAUGACACUGAUGGCGACCCUUCCGCCUGUGUGUGUGCGGGUGGGGUGAGCAGGAGACGGGCAGCAGGAAGACUUUAUGGAGGGGUGGGGAGAAAGAGGAGGAGGAGGAGGAGGAGUCAGUGGGGGGGGGGGGGGGGUGCUUCUCUCCCCUGCUACCAUACCCAUUGCUCCCAACGCUGCUGCCCAAACCUAGGAAGGAAGAAACACAAAAAGAAAAUCAGAGGGAAAAAAACACUUUCUUCAGUAUUUCUUCUUCUAAUUCUAUUGCUUCUUCUAAUUCUUCCCUCUCUUCUUCUACUUCUUCUCUUUCUUCUUCUUCUUCUUCAAAACAUUGGAGCUUGAUAAUUCUGUUGCACCCGUUCAGCUUUGUUUGAUCUCUUACAGUAAAAUCCCGUGAUUGAUCCUGCAUGAUUGAUACAAAAAAAAAAAUAACAAAGAGAAACUACUGUAUGAGGGGGGAAAAUAUCUUGGUCCUUUUUCUUUUUUUUAAGCCUGUUGAAGUUCUCUCUCUUUCUCCCUCCCUCCCUCUCUCUUUCUUUGUUGGUUCCUCUCACUGUGUUUUUGGGUAAAGGGGAGCUUCUUGAAGUGUUUGGAAAGCACAAUGACUCGAUGCAUAUCACGCACACACACGCCCUCUCACACGCACAUUCACAUCCACAUAGACGCACACCCCCAUUGGAAUUUCCAUUUGUGUGAGGACGUGCAGUAGUUCUUCCCGCAAUAUUUUAUAUUCUGCACCAAAUUACCAGCACAACUACCAACAGGAAUGAAAAAUAAUUGUAAAAAUAUAUAUAUAAUAGAUACAGUAUAUUUAAGGACAGUCAUUUUGUAGGCAAAAAAUAAUUUGAACAGGGUUAUUCAUGUAAUCCGUAAAAUGUCUUCUUUUCCUUUUCCUAGUUUUGUCCCAGGUUUAACUUCCAUAGCUAGUCAGACCCUUUCUGUUCGUAUCCUGCAGUGGUUUUGCCUCGUUCUGAGCUCCAGCUGAACCCCUGCUGAAUCAGUGCUGAGAACCCAAGCCUGCGGCUGCACAGACUCCCAUACACUGCAGGGCUUCAAACCAUGCCCAUGCAGGGCCGGGCCGGGCCAGGCGCGGGCCAGGCCUGGGUAUAGCGCAGGUGUGAAAACCACUCCGCCAUGUAGACCCGUGCUUCCAGUCUUCCGUGGUUUUCUGCUGGAAAGAGAGAACAUGAAAGAGGGAGAGCCAGAGAGAAUUUCUCCAUUUUAUGAGUUGAUUUGUUAUUAAUAGCGAUAACGGUUCUAUAAAUAAUGAUUACGAUAUUAAUGAUAAUUAUCAAAAAAAAAAAAAAAAACAAUUCUGAUGAUGAUGAUGAUGAUGAUGAUGAUGAUGCUUGUGAUUAUGAGAGAGAGAAUCUCUGUAGAUUUCUGUUUGUUUUGUUUUUUUGGAGUUAGCUGAGUUCAUCUUGUGGCCAUCUUUGUGUUCGUGUUAAGUGUGGCAGUGCCGGGCCUGGGACCAGGGUUUGGGGGCGGAGCUCUGUGUUCUGUGAGAGAGGGCCUGCGCCAUGGCGACCGUUCUGCUGUGGGAACCGUUACAAGAUGCACUGCUGAUAUAGGGGGCUGAGAUCAUUACAGUAUGGGUGGGGUACAAAGAAGCUGCACAAGGAGAGGAGGAGGAAGUGGAGGGAUGCACCGAAUACGUGGACUUUAUAAGUACCCUGCCGUGAUAGGUCAGCAGAGCCCUGAAUGGGUCAAGGUGACAGGCUUCUCAGCUACAGCACAACCUGGAUGUUCAGACACGUGUCAGCCUUGUGGAUAGUGACUAUGCCUAAACCCCAAAGUGUCCAAGUUGAUCCCCCUUGGAAAUGCUGUUGAGUGCAUUUUCUAAACCAUGACCUCAAAAUUAUUUUCCAUAAGUAAAUGAUUAUAUCUUCUUUUUUUUCCAAGUUAUUUGGAUUUGGCAUUUUGUAUACAAUGAAAUUAGACUUGACUGGUGAUUACCCUCAGUUUCCAUCAACAGGAUGAUCAUAUAGGAUUCUGUCAUACAUUUCUCAGCCACUAGAUGGUGGCGUUGUAUCUUUGAGGAGGAAACAGAGCUCCGCUACCACUCCCGGUCACCAGAGGGCACUGUAUGCAGCUCACAACUCAAUCCCAUUGUCUUCUCUCACACGAACGUCUCUGUAUUGAUAAUAAUACCGGGACUUUUCCCACGCCCCGCCUUAAAUUCACUCCGACAAGCACGGUCUUUCUAUACACUGGAACUAGUUAGAUGUCUGUUUCCAGUGGAGAAUUCUGUUAUUUGUUUAUUUUUGUUUUAUUUCCCAGGACAUGUAACACAGUCAAUCAACUGCAUGGGAGAAAAUAAUGACUGGGCCUUUUAAACCUUCCUCUUUGUCCCCCUGAUCUGUUGUGUGUCUCUGUCAGCCCCAACCAACAUCUGCCUCUCUUUCCUCAGUUUGUCUCUCUGCAGAGGACUAGACAGUAUAUUACUAACAACAUAAGCAGCCUUUCUUUACUGUAGUAUUAUUAUUAUUAUUAUUAUUAGUAUUAUUAGUAUCAUCAUUGUUGUAGUCACACCCAUUAGCUGUCAUGCAUCAGCCAAUCUACAGUUAUGACACUAUCGAUAUACUAUAGUUAAAGGAUAGUACAGCUUAGGUAUAGCCGUGGGUAUCUCCAGUUAAGGUGUACCUGCACUUGUCCCACUUUAGUUAUAUUACCCUAUAACUAUACAUCAAAUUAUACCAUCAUACAAACAUAGAUGUCACACUGUAGGUGUCACACAACAGGUGUAUAUCUCUACACAAAGCUUACUGUAGGAACACUUUCAGUAGCACAUUUGUGUGUGUGUAUCUAUGUUUUUGUAUACUUGUGAGUUGUGGUUGUGUGUGUGUGCGUGCAUGUCCAUAUGUAUGAGUCUAUGUGUGUGCUGGUGCAUAUGCUUGAGUCUGUGCGUGUGUGCGAGCGUGCAUGUGCAUAUGUAUGAGUCCAUGUGUGUGCUGGUGCAUAUGCUUGAGUCUGUGUGUGUGUGUGUGUAGGUGGUUAAGUGAACAGAAUGCAUGGGAUCAGGAGGUGAAUGGGGCUGUAUGGUCACUGUCUGGUGGCUGCUUCCAGCUGUAGGCGUACGCAUCUCCCAGUUUAUAGAUCCAGGAUGAGAAAUUCAUCUCUGGGCCAAUUACAGUCCCAUUCUUGUCGAGCUGUGCUUUGGGAUGUAUUGUUUCAGUUGCAUUUGGCAAAGUGACGAAACCCACCAGGAGCUCUAACAAACAUAAGAUAGGCAACGUGGAACAUGAUUAGACAAACAGAGACUAGCCUACCAGCAUUAUGCCAAAAAGUACUGCACUCUAGGUGCCACGAUGGCACAUUGCAUGUCAGCAAUGCAGUCCCAUUAUUAGUUUUGUUUUUACUUCAGUAAGUAUAGAGCCUCCUGAUCUACCUCCAGCUGCCAUUUUCUCUCACCACAACUAGUUUAGUUCAAGAAGGAGACUGAAUGAGUAUCUGUCCAAUAAUGCCAUAAGAUGCUGAUGAAUUUAGAAUGAAAUUUCAAGUGGUUGUAUCACCCUGAAAAACUAUUGGCUUCAACUUUUCUCUUUUUCAUCUUUCCUUACUUCAUUUCGGUCUGUGCUUUUUCACUCGAACUCUUUCUCAGUCAGCUUUUCUGACUCUGAACCAAAAAAUUUUUCUGUCUUAGUUUCAUUCCAGCAAAUCAUGUCCUCAGUCGUAGGCACACUAAUAUAUAAGAGCAGGAAGUACUUGUAUUCCCUGUACUUUAAACAUUUUACAGAAACACACACACAGUUUCUUCAUUGUUCUUCACCUUUAUUUUAGUUUUUUGUGCUGUUUCUGUAUAUCUUGAUAUUGAUCUACAGAUCACAUUAACAGUGAAAUUUGUGUGUCAUCUUUCUGUAGUGUCACAGAAAAUUCAAUAACAGAAACUGAAUGCACCCCAUCAACCCCCUGUGCCCCAUCCCCCACCAGAAGCCCUGGCCUUUGAUGCCAUUCACCUUCUUGUUUGGGUAGGGGAGACGGGAGCUGGUUAUGUGUCUGACUUCCUGUCAUGAGUCAUGAAAAGAGGAAGUAAAAUUUGUGUCUGAGACCUGAUGCAAGGUACGUUUUUGCAUUUAAUUUGACCUUAAGUGUGACAACCACAUGUCUGAGCAGAGCUGAUCAUAACUCUUACCUGC